Symbiodinium sp. CCMP2592 is the source of this 2898-nucleotide messenger RNA. The record is from the annotation of a GenBank genome assembly. NCBI's taxonomy places the organism in Eukaryota, Dinophyceae, Suessiales, Symbiodiniaceae.
AUGUCGUGUGAGUCUUUGUACCGGGGGAUGAGCUACCUGCAGAAGCAGAGCGACCUCGGCCCUACCAUCACGACACCCACCAAGGCCGAGAUAGAAGAGUGCUCUGAGAAUGAUCGGUUCUUGGGGCUUUCGCCCGAGACGGCUGAGCUGUGGAAGAACCUGGGCGACACGCCCGACUCGAAAGCCCUAAAGGAAGAGUACCUUCGUGCACAUGGUUUCUCCAGCGGGAGUUGUGGUGGAAGCACGACAUCCGAGACGACGCAGAUUCUGCCGGGUGCGAACAUGCAGGCCACUGCAGUUGCAGCCGUUGCAGCGGGUGAAUCAAGGAAGCGCCUAAUGGAUGAUGCUGAUGAUGCCGGAUUGAACAAGAGGAUGAAGGAUGAAUGUGCUGCUUUGGAGAAGUUUAGGGAUGAGCAGAUGAGCAGGCUACGCGAGCAAAUGCAACAGGAGCUGCUUCAGCAUGAGCAAGCCCUGGCAGAGGCCAGGAAGCAGCAUGAGAUGGCUUUGCAAGCAGAGCAGGAAAAGUACGAGCACCAGAUGAUGAUCCAACAAGCCGAACAUCAGGCUGCAAUGCAGGAUGAGAAGGACCAGCACGAACACAACCUUUGCUUGCUCAUCGAGCAAGCCUCGGCGGCCAAAGCGGAAGCCGACCGAGCGCAGAAUCCUGUACCCAAGCAGGCAGCUGCUCCGCCUGCUCAACCCAAGCCAGAUGUUGGGGAUGCUAAAGCAAAGCUUCGUGCAAAGCUGGAAGCCCAGACACCGGGGCCAGGCCCGAUGCCCGAUCAGCAGGUUCCGCCUCGUACGCAGAACCAGCUCACCCUGCAGCAGAACCCGUCUCCGGCCCAGAACCAGCUCGCUGUGCAGACCGCUAUGCCUUCUGCCCAGAACCCACCGCCUGCCCACAACCAGCUGACUGUGCAGACCGCUCCGCCUCCGGCCCAGAACCAGCUUGCUCUGCAGACCGCUACGCCUGCUGCCCAGAACCAGCUUGCUGUGCAGACCGCUACGCCUCCCCCACAGGGCAUUGGUAAUGGACCCUUCAACUCCUCCACCCAUCCAGCUGCAUGGGGGGCUUUGUACCGGAUCACACGGGCGCCGGAUUGCUUGCAAGAGAUCCGCCAAGCAUGGGAUGGAGGAGACUUCCAACGCCAAAACCUGCUCCGGGACUUCAUUGGCAGCUACUCUUGGAAAACAGAAGCUGAGAUGCGGAAGCCACCUCUCGAGUGGGAGGACUUGUAUGACCCCAACAUCCGCAAGUUCCUGGUGUUGGUUCGUGAUGAUGUUGAAUCUGCAGAAGAGAAGCUGCAGGAGCUACAGCAAGAAAUGGCGCAAAUGGGACUCCUUAACAGCGACUUCGAGCUGGGCGACAUUAUGGAAGAGCUGGAGGGUGACAGCAGCACUGAGAACAAGCCCGUGCCAAGCAAGAAGCGCCUGGCCGAGUACCCCGUGGUGGAAGGUGAAGAGACCAUCCAGGAAUACUUAGGACAAUACAGACGUGCGAUCCUAUCCCGCAAAGCACUCCUGAAGGGUGCACGUGAGCGGUUGGAGAAGGAGGGAGCAAAGGGCCAUGACUCACUUUGCCAAGACGGCUGCGAAGAGCAAGGCCGUCACAUCAAAGAAUGUGAUUCCGACCAUGUGGAGAAUGUGUUGAAUGCCUAUGUGGAAUCUUCCGGGAAAAGGGCGGCCAAACUGGCUGUUGACUUUGCAAAAGUGGUGCUGUCUGGCCAAUGGGCGCCAAAGCUUUUGGCUGGGCAUCAUUUGGCAGACAAGGUGUGGGACACCGGCGACGACCUGUGUUGCAGCUAUCCUGGGGCUGGGAACCGUAUCUUGGACAAGCUCUUUGAUGAAAUGGCACGAUCCCUUCGCAGAGCAUACUGGGCGGGUAUUACAGUGGGGGAUGUUACCUUCCACCUAGUGCCGCUUGGAUUGUCUGGGGAUCACAUUUUCCAAACAAAGGCAUACAGGGCUAUCAGGCACCAUACGUGCAAUGAGAUUUGCCCGCACUGCCUGGCCAACGUCAGUGAUGUACCCUUUGAGCAUAUUCACAUGAGUGCUACCUGGACGCAGACUGUGUUCAAAUGUGUGCCAUGGACCAAAACGCCUGCUUUUGCUGCUAUUCCUGGUGGUGACGAACCCAGCUUCAUACAGUUUGAUUUGAUGCAUGUGCUUCCACAUGGUUGUGGUCGGACGUUUAUUGCUUCGGUGAUAUGUAUGAUGGCUGGACCGCUUGCAUUGUUUGGGCCGACAUCCAAGCAGACAUCGAGGGCUACUCGGUUGCAUGAGGCUUUCACGAGUUUUUCUUCCUACUGUGAGGCACAGGGUCUCCAUCCCCGUGACAUGCAAGAAUUCACAAUCGACAAUUUGGGCUGGGAUACCAAAGCAAGCUUUCCGGACUGCAGUUGCAAAGCCAUGGAUUGUGUUAUGAUGUUCCAAUGGUGCAUCGACCUGCUCUCGAGUGUGCCAUUUGCAAGGAAUGAUGCUUUGGAUUGGGCCUAUGCUGGCUGCUGCGGUUUUGAUGAUUUCAACAGGCUAUGCUAUUGUUCCGAGGAUCGAAUUUUCUGGACACGAGAGGAGGCCAAGCAAGGGUAUGCACACCUACGAAAGUUUUUGAAGGCCUACCGCGCGCUUGCAUUCUACUGGCACCAGCAUUCCUGGACUUUGUUUAACAUUGUUCCCAAGUUUCACUUUGCUGCUCACUGGCUCUGGUCUUUGCAUGAGUUCCUCCAGAGUGACCUUUUGUGGUGUCUCAAUCCGGGGGCUUUUGCAACUCCGAUGAUGGAAGGGUUUGUGGGCUACACGUCCCGCAUAUCCAGAACUACGCACCCGUCUGCUGUAGCAAUUGGCACAAUCCGAAAAUAUUUGGUGGAAGUUCGAAAAGCAUGGCUGUCAAAUGACUGA